Molecule: messenger RNA, 2014 nt
Organism: Hyla sarda
Lineage: Eukaryota; Metazoa; Chordata; Amphibia; Anura; Hylidae
Gene: TMEM213
Product: transmembrane protein 213
Exons: 5
Coding region: 350-628 (92 amino acids)
Source: RefSeq, a predicted model, not a curated record
AAAGUUUUGUGGAGUUGUGUUUGUCAGAUGUUCCUCUCCCCUCCUCCCAGGAUCUGCACUGAGCAGCAUCUGACCGGCUCCUCUCCGCCCUGCAGAGCUGAGUGUGUUGUGGCAGCACAGCAGAGUUAUAGCUCCGGUCACCUUCACAGGGCUGAUGUUUAGGAAACAAUGAACUGACGGCAGCCACAGAUCUGUCACAUGAUGGACACCGACCAUGUCACACCUGGGCAGUGAGAACAGGUGAUGGAGGGGGGGGAGCUUGACUCACAGGAAGCCCCUCCCCCUGCCCCAGGUCUGCAGGAGCUCCGCAGUCACAUCAGUACAGUGCAGGGACCUGCUGAGCGUCACAAUGAAGAGCAUCACCCUCAUCAUCUUCCUACAGCUCUGCUACAUCCAGGAGUCCUGGGAAGCUUCAGCGUCUAAUGAGACAGUGGAGAGUUUGCUGCAGUGUCCAGUGAACAGCGAUUUCUGCGAUGUGGCGAGUAACUGCUGCAUGCCGGGGAUGGACAGUUACGGCUGGAUCGCCGCCGCCGUGGGCUGGGGCCUGUGGGUUUUUACACUAAUCCUCAUUUGCAUUUGUCGAGUCAUGGACCUGAGACCGAACGAGCCCAAAUACAUGGAGGCGUAAGAGGGUGAAACGCUCACACGGACUCGAAACGUGGGAAAAUACGGAAUCUAUCAGCAAAAAAAAACGUCAGCGAGGCAUUUAUAUAUUUAUGGCGUCUUAAGAAAACAACAAGAUUUGAGGAACAAUAUAAGACUUUAACGGUUAUCCUGGUCACGGAUUGUGCACAAGAAAACAAAAUGGCCGCCUUCUAUUCCUCAGCCUGAUGUAUGAACACUGGACUUGUUGCCCAUAGCAACCAAUCAGAAAUAAAACUAACAACUUGACUGGUUGCUAUGGACAAAAUCAGCGCAUUGUCACUAUGUGUGUUGCCCAUAGCAACCAUAUUCUGCUCAGGUUAGGAAAUAAUUUUACUGGUUGCUAUAGACAAAACCGGCAUUGUUAUUGUUACUAGGUGUGUUGCCUAUAGCAACCAUCAGGUUCCAGCUUUCACUUUCAGUUCAUAUACAACCACUUCCCCCUAAAUACAGGAAGCAGAGGGGUUCAACCAAUCAGGUUCCAGCUUUCACUUUCAGUUCAUAUACAGCCACUCCCCACUACAGGCAGGAAGCAGAGGGAUUCAACCAAUCAGGUUCCAGCUUUCACUUUAUAUACAGCCACUCCCCACUACAGACAUGAAGCAGAGGGGUACAACCAAUCAGGUUCCAGCUUUCACUUUCAGUUCACAUACAGCCACUCCCCACUACAGACAGGGAGCAGAGGGGUUCAACCAAUCAGGUUCCAGCUUUCACUUUCAGUUCAUAUACAGCCACUCAGAAAGGAAGCAGAGAGGUUCAACCAAUCAGGUUCCAGCUUUCACUUUCAGUUCAUAUACAGCCACUCCCCACUACAGACAGGGAGCAGAGGGGUUCAACCAAUCAGGUUCCAGCUUUCACUUUCAGUUCAUAUACAGCCACUCAGAAAGGAAGCAGAGGGGUUCAACCAAUCAGGUUCCAGCUUUCAUUUUCCCACAGAAGAUGAUUGAAUUGGUUGAUAUCUUUUAUGUCCUGUCUGUAUGUGAGGGGAGGGGAAGGGGGGGGGGAGUGGCCAAAAAUUAACCAAUCAGGUUCCAUUUUCUAAGCUGCACUGGAAAAAUGAAACUUGGACUCUGGUUGGUUGCUAUGAGCAAUAACAUCGCUUUUCAGUCUUCAUGGGUGAGGCCUACGAUUUACCCCAGUUUCGGCCAUUUUAUGACGCUACUAACAAGGAGGGCGGCCAUUUUAGAGAGUCGAAUUUAACGCAAAUAUAGCGGACCAAUUCUCUAUGUACAAAACGGUCAUAGAAAUAAGCGAUAGGCACGAUGUUACCUCACGCCUCAAAGGGGUUCAUAGGCUGUAAUGACCACAAAAUGGCCGCCAGCCAGGGUGCCUCCAGCUGUUGCAAAACUACAACUCCCAGCAUGCCUGGACA